Symbiodinium pilosum is the source of this 1362-nucleotide messenger RNA. Lineage: Eukaryota; Dinophyceae; Suessiales; Symbiodiniaceae. The record is from the annotation of a GenBank genome assembly.
AUGCGGCUCCUCUUUCUCCUGGAGACCCUUGCAGUCGCGGUCAAGCCGCCACAGGCUCUCCUAGCCAAGCUGAUUGCUGAGCCGGAGGAUCAGUUCUUUGCGCAGCCUGCCGAGAAUGAGCAUGAUCAGGGCCCGCCUCGUCCAUUCUGGGUCUUUGAUGCAGAUGCACUGGCAACAAACGAGGCUUGGAACUGCGCCUUCGUAAUGGCAGCAGCUGGAAUCUUGUGUGCAGCAGGGGGUAUCGGUGGAGGAGGGAUUUACGUCACAGUCCUGAUGGUCGCUGGAGGUCUGCCCGUGAGGGAUGCUGUCCCGUUGUCUAAAGCUGUGGUCUUCAUCGGGUCGAUCUCCUCUCUCUUCCUGAACCUGAGGAAGGCGGCGGCCAGCAGCGAUGCCUUGAUCGAUUACAACGUCUGCCGACUGGUGGUGCCUGCUGCCUUGGUGGGCACCUAUCUGGGGGUCCUCCUCAACUCCUUGGUCCCAACCUGGGCGGUGCUGCUGGCGCUGGUGGGGAUUUUGGUGGCCAUCUCCUACAUGAUCCUUCGGACAACCUGGCAGCAGUAUGCAGAGGAAGAGCAUUUCAGCCACCCACCGAUACCACCGGUGCCUGCUAACUCUUUAGCCAAAGAGCUUAAGACAGAAAGCGUUCCAGAAGUGAGCGUGAAGUGUGUUCGAGAGGUGCAAACUGUCACGAGAACAGAUGUCAUCCUUUCGGCCGCCAUGCUCUUUGUGGUGGUGACUGGAAGCGCGUUCCGCCACCACGCUAUGCAGUGCCAAAAGGCGCACGAGAAGGAUAGGGAGAAGGCUUGCCAUCAUCCGACCCUCUUCUGGUUGGAGUCAGCGACUCUGCUGUCGUGGAUGCAGAGCCCAACAAUAGCCGCCUUCAUCAAGGUCUUCUUCUUCCUGGGACCCAUGCUACUCUGCCUCCUUGUCCUCGGCUACGUGGCCAAGAGUCUUGCAAACGACGGUUGGUCUUCCUCCCUGCUUGGGAAGUUCAGCUUGAUGAGUGCAACGACAGGGUGUUUAGCAGGCUUUGUUGGGAUUGGAGGAGGACUGAUCUUUUCGCCUUACUUCCUGUUGAUGGGCCUCGAGCCAGCGGUUGCUGUGGCAACUUCCUCUACCUGUGUGAUCUUCACUGCUUCAUCGACCACCUUUCAGUAUCUGCUGACCGACCGCGUCAUCAUGUCUCUGACGCUCCUUUACGGGACAAUCAACUUGGUGUCUUCGUACUUGGGGACCUCCUUGGUCCAUUGCUUGCAGGAUCACCUGAGCGCGCGUCGGUCCGCCAUCUCGGGCAUCGUGUCCUUGGGGGUGGUGAUCAGCACCAUCUUGGCCUUGAGACAACUCACCAUUGAGGUUCUCUGA